Messenger RNA from Euleptes europaea (tarantolino), 1833 nucleotides. It is a transcript of the gene ARHGAP1, whose product is annotated as Rho GTPase activating protein 1. Gene Ontology annotation, molecular function: GTPase activator activity. Gene Ontology annotation, biological process: small GTPase-mediated signal transduction; negative regulation of endocytic recycling. Gene Ontology annotation, cellular component: cytoplasm. Lineage: Eukaryota; Metazoa; Chordata; Lepidosauria; Squamata; Sphaerodactylidae. The transcript has 12 exons. The coding region runs from base 35 to 1342 and encodes 435 amino acids. The record is from RefSeq and is a predicted model, not a curated record.
UCUUUCUAGGACCUGCUGUUAAAGUUUAAGAAGCAUGGACCAGUAUGCAGAUCUGCAAGAAGACCUGAGUCUGGAGGACACCAAUGAAUCCCUUAAUCAGCUCAAGUUGGCUUCUCUAGAUGAUAAGAACUGGCCAGCAGAUGAAACGCCCAUUUUCCCCAAAUCAGAUGACUCCAAGAGUUCCCCUGAUUCUGCCACUCACCUGCGCUGGGAUGACCCAUACUAUGACAUUGCUAGGCACCAGAUUGUGGAAGUAACAGGCGAUGACAAGUAUGGGCGGAAAGUGAUUGUGUUCAGUGCUUGCCGGAUGCCUCCUAGCCACCAGCUUGAUCACGUGAAGCUUCUGAGCUAUUUGAAAUACACUUUGGACCAGUAUGUGGAGAGUGACUAUACCUUAAUUUAUCUGCACCAUGGUCUGACCAGUGAGAACAAGCCAUCCCUGAGUUGGCUGCGGGAUGCCUAUCGGGAGUUUGACCGCAAAUACAAAAAGAACAUUAAAGCAUUGUACAUUGUACAUCCAACUAUGUUCAUCAAGACACUACUGAUUCUCUUCAAGCCCUUGAUAAGCUUUAAGUUUGGGCGGAAGAUUUUCUAUGCAAACUACUUGAGUGAUCUGGAGGAGCACGUGAAGCUGGAGCAGCUGGGGAUCCCAAGCCAGGUGCUAAAGUAUGAUGAGUAUCUGAGAUCACUGCAGAAGCCCUCCCAAGUGCCUCAGAAGACAACCCCGCCUCGCCCUCCCCUGCCAAACCAGCAGUUUGGUGUCUCUCUCCAGCAUUUAAAGGAGAAGAGCUCAGACGAGAACUUCGUCCCUCUGGUGGUCAGGGAGACUAUUGGGUAUCUACAAGAGCAUGCUCUUACCACAGAAGGGAUUUUCCGACGAUCAGCAAACACACAGACUGUCAGAGAAGUUCAGCAAAAAUAUAACAUGGGACUGCCUGUGGACUUCUCGCAAUAUGAGGAUGUGCACCUCGCAGCGGUGAUUCUCAAGACUUUCCUGCGUGACCUCCCUGAGCCACUCCUUACCUUUGGUCUCUACAGCGAUGUUGUCAAUUUCUACAAUGUGGAGGAAGAGAAGCGUGUGGAUGUCAUUCGCAAAACCCUCCAGACUCUCCCAGAUGAAAACUACCAAGUCCUGUGUUCACUGAUGGCCUUCCUUGGGCAGGUCUCUGCUUACAGUGACAUCAACAAGAUGACCAAUGCUAACCUGGCGGUGGUUUUUGGCCCAAACAUGCUCUGGGCCAAAGAUGCAGCUAUAACCCUUAAAGCCAUCAAUCCUAUCAACACCUUCACCAAGUUUCUACUGGACAACCAGAAGGAGCUUUUCGAAAACACGGAGGCUUGACCCGGAACCUGUCUGUGCUAGUACACCAUGUGUCCACUGUGACCACCACCUUCUCUGCCCCUCCCCCUUUCCUAUCCUACCUUGUCUAGGAGCUGUGGCCAAAUCUGUGGAAGCUCCAGAUGAUGAUAAGCAGGGUGAAAGAAGGCUGUGGAGAUGGUACAGUCAAGGAAAUAUGUGUGCUUGUGAGAGGUGAUCAGGUGGGGUGGGAAGCUGGCUUACCCAUCCAUGGGAGAUGAGCCCUGCUAUGGCUGUAUUGGGGAUGUCAGCAACCGGGAUGCUCUUAAAUGCUACUGUUUCCUUUGUUUUCCUUCCCUUCCUUUCAUGAGUUGCUUCCCUCAAAUGAGUCUCAGUGGACUCCAGCAGAACCAUUUUUUUAGUGCUUGUAUGAUUGAUUUGGACUAAUGCAUGUACCUUCAGUGUACCUGGCAAGGAAGAAUCCACUUCUUUUCCUAUUCUUUGCUCAGAGUUGGUUCUCCAGGUUACCCAAAUUA